Cuscuta epithymum is the source of this 2535-nucleotide messenger RNA. NCBI's taxonomy places the organism in Eukaryota, Viridiplantae, Streptophyta, Magnoliopsida, Solanales, Convolvulaceae. The record is from the annotation of a GenBank genome assembly.
AACCAGUCCAGUUCUUUAAAAAAAAUUACCCAACCCUACCCGGACCGUUUUAUGGCAACAAAAAAUGGAACUGACCCGUUUUGGACCUGAACCGCCAUUACCCAGACCGGACCGUGGUUCCAAGACCCGUUUGCCACCCCUACUAUAAACUAAUUUAAAAAAUGUGUAAGUUAAUUUAAAGCAUUUAGUAAACCAAUUUACUAACCCUUCCUAAGAAAGCCAAACUAUUGCAAAAAAAGAACAGUUGCCGGCUAAAGACACAGGCGACUGCCGACCACCGUUCUUGUCUCACAGCCAACCGAACUUCCAACGACCGCUCCUGUCCAGCAACAUUCACCCUUUUUUCACCCAGUAAAGAGCAAUCGCUUUUCUUCGUAGAUAUCCUCAUAUACUGGAGCAAUGACUCACUCUUAUACAGUGCGGACCCAGGACUUUUGUAAAGUGGGUCACAGAUGAACAGCGGCUGGGUCUGACCAUUGGCUUCGGUCUGAUUAUGUCUCAGUUAGUUCAAGGUCUCAAGUACAUAGUUUUAAGUUUGGAUCCAACCAUAGGCUUAAUAGUAGUGCUUGUUUGCUCUUGAUUAUUAAUUAUUGUUACCCAUGUUCAUGUUUAGUAGUUUAGUGCCCCAAAGCUGUGUACACUAUGAAAAAGCUCAGUAGUCUUUUGUAGUAUGCUGAUCAAUAUCUUCUCAUUUCUAAAAAAAAUACCCGCACAUAUAAGGGCCUGAUGGACUUUGAUAUAUUUUCUUAUAUAUCCUACAAAUUGAAUUAUUAAUUUAUUCAUUUUUGGGUAAACAGAAUCUUAAGCAUAAGUUUUUGGAGAGAUCAUGGCGACGGUAAAGCAAGAGCAUGAGGUUGUUUCACUGAAGCUAUUGAUAGACGACAAGAUCAAGCGAGUUGUUGCUGCGGAAGCGAAUAAGGACUUUGUGGAUAUACUUUUCAGUUUUCUCACCCUUCCAAUGGGAACCAUUAUCAGGCUCACCAGCAGCUCUGCUCAGCUAGCAGAAACACCUAUAAGCAUUGGAUGCAUGAACAAGAUAUACCAAAGUUUUCAAAAUCUAGAUAGUGAGUAUUGGCAGACAGAACACUGUAAGAGCAUGCUUCUGAAUCCAAGAAAUCCCUUUGUCAGCUACUGCAAGAAGUUGAAGAUUAAUAUUGAUGAUUCAGGGUCUGAAAUCACAUAUGGCUGUUCCAGGGAGGGUUGCUCACAUUAUAGCAUGUACCAAAAUGUUAGUUGCCGUUGUGAAGAGGGGAGGACCACCAAAGAAAGGGAGUCGGUCGAAAAGAAUGUCUCAAGUCAAGAGGGGGUCUUUUUGAAGGGAGGAAUAGUGUUCAUAAUCAGUGAUGAUUUACAGGUUAGGCCUGCCACUCCAUCUGUUCUUGCUCAACUUAUGCCUGACAUCAGUUCAAGAGAAGGGAGUAAAAUCAGAGAGAUGCAUGUAAAAGUUUCCAUGGCUGAGGUUAUCUGCUUGUUUGCACGCUCACUGAUCUCUCAGUCUCCUUUAAGUGACGUUUUUCUCUCUAAACUUUCUGGAUAUGGAAUGGUGGGAAUCCAGAGGAAACCGUCAAAACUUGGGACUUCUUUUUCAUCCCCAACUGCCGCCGCAGUAGACACGGCUAAGGAGAAAGUUCCUACUCUGGAUCUUAAAGUGACGUGUAUUAAGUCGACAAACAAGAUAUUGUUUGGUGAAGCAACAGAUGAGUUCUUUGAUUUCCUUUGCAGCUUCCUGACAACUCCUGUUGGAGCAAUGAUACGGGUUUUGGAAAGGCAGUCGGGGUUGAAAUGCUUGGAUAACCUGUACACAAGUGUGCUGGAGUUGGAGCAGAAAUGGUUUCAUUCGUCCGACAAGUGUGGAUUACUCAACCCACAUAUUGCGGAACAUCAUGAGUGCAAGAAGCAGCCGCUCAGAUUUGCUUUUGGCAGAAGAUCUUAUUAUGGGCCUAAUAACCCUAAGGGCGGGUUUUCUUCUAAUUUUGCUGUGGAACCAUCUGUGUUCUUGGUUUCGGAUGAUUUUGAAGUGAAGCCACUUUCUGUUGCCUCCUGUUUCCUCUUACUAAAUGAAUUACAAAUUCCUUUUGAUCAGACUGAAGAGAAACGGGUUACUGUGGGUAUGAAAGAGGCGAUGAGCUUACUGAAGGCUGCUCUCACAUCACCAUCAUCUGCUCUUACAAAUGGCUUGGGCCCCUUCUUGCUGAAGCGCGAACCCUAGCCCCACCAUUUAUAAAUGCCUCUAUGAAAAUCUGAGGGAGAGCUUCAAGCGUUGAAAGUUCAGUUAUAUUUAUCCAGUAUCCUCAUGAUCCCAAGAAUGUUUUUUUGCUCUCGGUAUCCUUUUUGUACUUUGAACUCAACUAUGGUGUACGGAGUAUUAUUCUCUAAUUAAAACUCCUCUUUGUUUCUUAAGGUCUAUCUUCCCUUAUUCUUAUAUAGAUAGUCAAAUACCAAAACGACCAAUGUCAUCUGUCACUCUAUGAGAAAUUAUGCCUAUACCAUAAAGGUAGACUCUAUGGUACUAUUAAGGUAUUAUACCUUUGUCUA